Messenger RNA from Sphenostylis stenocarpa, 1050 nucleotides. The record is from the annotation of a GenBank genome assembly. Lineage: Eukaryota; Viridiplantae; Streptophyta; Magnoliopsida; Fabales; Fabaceae.
AUGUCAACCUCUAGAACCUCAGAUACAUCCUUCAAAGCAUAUGACCCCAACCAAACUCAAAUGUGUCUCUCUCUUCUCCAACGCAACACAUCCCCUUGUGGUGAGAGAAGAGGCAGAAGGAAGCAAGCAGAGCCAGGGAGGUUCCUUGGGGUAAGGAGGCGCCCUUGGGGUCGAUAUGCUGCUGAAAUCAGAGACCCCACAACCAAAGAGAGGCAUUGGCUAGGCACAUUUGACACUGCUCAAGAAGCAGCUCUUGCUUAUGACAGAGCUGCUCUGUCCAUGAAAGGAAGCCAGGCAAGAACCAACUUUGUUUACUCUGACAACAUCAACUUCCACACUGUCCUUUCUCCUGUGGAUGUUCAAGUUCAAGUUCAAGUUCAACCUCUCCUGCCAGCUUCACAGUUCCUCACUAACACCACUCACACCAAACAACCAAACAACCAAAAUAGCCUCCCUCAGGUUAUUCACACUUCAAACUCUGGAAACCCCUCCCCGUUGAACAAUGACGUAUGUGUUGAAACCACAUAUGGGUCAGCUCAGGAUGAUAGUUUCUUCUUUUCCACUGAUUCUAACUCAGGCUAUCUGGAAUGCAUAGUACCUGAUAACUGUUUCAGACCUGCUUCCUCCAGCACCAACAGUUCAAACUCCAGAAAGAGCAAUGUGAGUGAUCAAAAGGCUAACACAUGCUCCACGGAGAGUACCAAUUAUCACCAGAACUCACAUGUUGACAUGACUUCAUUCUCUCAAGAAGGCAUGGAAAUGGCUCCAAGGGCCUCUUACUUUUCAGAUUUUUGUUAUCCAAGUGAACUGAGUCAAGGAUCAUGGGAUGAUCAACAAUCAUGGGAUUGGAACUGCAGUGAACUUUCAGCUAUAUUUAAAAACCCAUUAAGGGUGGAAAAUGGGUGCAUGGAUGCAUUGUACCCCAUCACUGAUCAUAGUCCUAGUCCAAGUCCAAGCUAUGGGCUAAUGAAUGAGGCUGCUUCUUCUACUACCUGUUCUCCAUCACUUCCACCCUUUGGGGACGUAGACUUGGGAUACCCACUCUUCUGA